UCCGGCUGUCAGAAGCUCCAGUCCUUUGUCUCCAAUGGAGUUAUUGCACAGAUCUAGCACUCGUACAUUAGAAGAGCUGGAGCCAACAGUGGAGGCAAGAGCUCUACAGCAUCUCAUAAGACAAACAACAGUAGCAGCAGACGGAUGCGCUGUUUCCUCCAGUGCAGCAGGAGACGCUGUUCAGCACUCAAGUCUCGUCGGUAACGUCACUCCGACCAUCGAAGAAACGCGAGAAGACAUCAUGGCGGGAUUAAUGAAAUCCGAAAGUGGCUUUGGAAUCGAAACCGUCAGAUUGAAAGUUAUCUUGACUGCUGUGUUGUUUUUAUUUCAUUUGUCUCAAACGUCAGGUGCCACCCGUUCCAUUAUAGAAGUUAAAGAUGGACAAGAAAUCAAAGUACAAGCCGCACAACAUUUUUGCUACAAUAAUUCUGUCGUUCCUGGAUGGAGGGAAAUCUGGACUAGAAUACAGGUGAGAGUGUGGAGCACUACAAAGCUGAAAGUGACGGUGGUUAAUGAUGAGCAGGACCUGCAGGAGCUUGAGCAUUUCAGCAUCUGGAAACUCGUGCAGUACUUUGUUCGUGAACAGACCAAUGAGACCACCGUGAGCGUCAGUCUCUUUAAUAGCAAGACCUGUUUUAGAGUGGACCCUUCAGAUUCCCGUACACUCUAUACAGUACAACCUAGUCGACAUUUUGACAUCUACUUGUUUUUGGUUUUUCUGGCUGGACUGUUGCUGUUCUUUUUUGCAGAUUCUCUGAGCAGAAGUCAAGUGUUUUACUACUCUGCUGGCAUGAGCACUGGAAUGAUCGCCUCCCUCAUCAUCCUCAUCUUCGUCAUUGGCCGUUUUCUACCCAAGAAAAGCCCAUUCUAUGUGCUGCUGAUGGGCGGAUGGUCUUUUUCUCUCUACGUCAUCCAGCUGGUGUUUAGGAAUCUCCAAAUCAUUCUUAAAGAUCACUGGCAUCUGGUUAUCGGUUAUACCAUUGUGGUUGGGUUCCUCAGUUUUGCAGUGUGUUACCGCUAUGGCCCCCUGGUGGAUAAGCGAAGUAUCAACAUCCUGUCCUGGACGCUUCAGAUCUUUGGCCUUCUGCUGGUGUACGCUGGAAUUCAGGUCCAGCAAGUGGCUCUGGCCAUCAUGAUAGCUGCAUUCUGCUCCAAGAACGUGGAGUACCCUUUUACCAAGGUCUUCAUGCUUUAUCAGAAGCUGAAGCCAAAGAAACUCGAGCCACGCCGACUGCUGACAGAAGAGGAGUAUCAGAGAGAGUCAGAGGUGGAGACUCAGAAAUCUCUGGAGGAGCUUAGGAAAUACUGCAGCAGUCCUGAGUUUAACACCUGGAAGACUGUCUCCAGGCUCCAGUCUCCUAAGAGGUUUGCAGACUUCAUUGAGGGUUCUCCACAUCUGCUGUCCAAUGAGGUGUCGGUUCAUACACAGGAGUACGGGCUGGGCGGGUCGUUCUUUGAGGAUGAGCUGUUCUCCACUGAUGAGGAAAAUCAGGAGGAGGAAGAGGAGGAGGGCUGGGAGACGGAUGAUGAUGUGAAGCUAGAUGUGGCAUCUCCACGACUCAACAACAUGCGGGUGAAAUGACUGAUGAAGUAUAUGAAAGUAUUUAAUUUAAGCAGAUCUGAGAUCUGUUCAAGUGUAGCAUUCACUGUUCUUCUGUAUGUAUCUUUUGGAGGUUUCAGUCUCUGAUGCAUUCAUAAUGGACUAUUAACAGUGAAAAUGCCCAGUUGUUUUCAUGGCUCAUAAGAAAGGCCAAAAGUUGUUUGAUUUAUUUUUCUUAUGAUCAGUUUUUAUUUGUCUUAAAUCUUUGAGUUUGAAAUUAUGCAGAGACUUCCUGUGUGAGGAGGGAACUGUGAACGCUGUGUUGUUACAUGGACUGUAUUUUAUGUGUUUUGUUUUUAAGUUUAGAAUACUAAAAUAGUGGAUCGGAAGAGGCACAUACGUUAUAGUUUUUUGUGGCCAUUGUCUGGAGCUGUAAGUCUGUAUAGGGUCAAAGGAUUGUUUUUUUUAUGAAUGAGUAAUAAAAACAGAGAAAUAC
Onychostoma macrolepis is the source of this 2036-nucleotide messenger RNA. RefSeq names its product nuclear envelope integral membrane protein 1 (gene nemp1). The transcript has 10 exons. The record is from RefSeq and is a predicted model, not a curated record. Gene Ontology annotation, cellular component: nuclear envelope. Lineage: Eukaryota; Metazoa; Chordata; Actinopteri; Cypriniformes; Cyprinidae. The coding region runs from base 35 to 1582 and encodes 515 amino acids.